Messenger RNA from Geosmithia morbida, 603 nucleotides. RefSeq names its product secretory protein SSP120. Gene Ontology annotation, cellular component: extracellular exosome; endoplasmic reticulum-Golgi intermediate compartment. Gene Ontology annotation, molecular function: calcium ion binding. Lineage: Eukaryota; Fungi; Ascomycota; Sordariomycetes; Hypocreales; Bionectriaceae. Bases 1 to 603 code for a protein of 200 amino acids. The transcript has 2 exons. The record is from RefSeq and is a predicted model, not a curated record.
AUGCAUCUGCAAUCGCUACUUCCAGUGGCUGUCGCCCUCGUCAGCCUUGCCUCUGCGCACGGCGAUCACGCCCCCGAGGCGGACGAGAAUGCUAACUGGAUGACGAAGCACAUGGCCGAGGAACACCACAUGCAGAGCUUCGACGACGCCGCCUUCUUCGCCCUGCACGACUACAACAGCGACGGUCAGUGGCAGGUGGCCGAGCUCCUCCGGACCUAUGGCCUGAUGGACGAGUCGAACGAGCACGUCGGCGGCGCGCGACGCGCCGAGCUGGCCGACCGGCUGCUGACCCUGCUCGACACGGACGGCGACAGGGCCGUCUCGCGCGACGAGUGGCUCUCCUUCACCGCGGCCGGCAACGACCUGCCCGACCUGGGCACCGGCCCGGGACACCACGGAGACGACGAGUACGAGUACGAGAUCCACCAUUGGGAGAAGUUUCACGGCGACGACACCAAGCUCGAGGACCUCACCCACCCAGAGGACAUCGAGCACUUCCGCAAGCACGAGCAGAUGGAGGAUGACCAGGAUAAGCUCGAGGAGCAGGAGAAGCAGCCCAUCAUCGAGGCGAAUAUCCCUCUCAAGUUCAGGAAGCAACAGUAA